UUAUAUAUAUAAAGCUGUUCAUAUACAAGACCUGUUUAAAAGGACUUAUUCAACUGCAUUUCGCAAGAUUUCUCUAGAAUCAACAAGUAUUCUAGUAAAAUUUUGAACUUUAUACCCAUCCAACACCCCCUUAGAGAACCCGCCCUCAGUCCCCCCCUCUCUAUGAUCUCAAAUUGAUCUCAGAUCAUAAAAAUAGAACACAUACCUUAAAACACAAAAAAAUUAAAAUUGGAAAGGAGAGGCCCACCCAUUGGGAUUAUAGACUGAAAGGAAGCAGCAUACUAGAGACACGCAUAUGAUCCAUGGAUCAGGAUCACUUUAGCCCCAAGAAAAAGGUUCCACAGUCCGAGGAGGAUCAGCCUCAGCAGCCUCAAUACGAAUUUCAGUAUGGGUAUGAGUAUGGCCAAGGACAGCAAGUCCCUCAAGGGUCCCCUCUGGGUGAUGUGGAGCUGCCCCAACAACAACAGCGUCCCGGGCAACUUUCCAACUACCAAACUGUACACCGUGGCAAUUUGGUGCAACAAACUCAACCAAUAGCCCCACAACACCAACCGUUACUCCUGCUGUUCCCCCUUGUUGAGUUGGGACAAACUAGUCCUCAAGAAGGUACGUCAGCAUCAUACAACCAAACAAGACACAUCCAGAACUAUAACCAACAAGUUCAAUUGAAAUUUGAAAUGCAACGCCAAUACCAACAGCAGCAGCAGCAACAACAACAACAGCAGAUGCUGCAACUUCAUUUGAUACCCGCAGAAACUGCACCUCCUUACUUUAUACCCCAAAAAUCUCCGAUCAAGAAGAAUUCAAAUGCUUCUUCACCUCAGGAAAUUCCUUCCCGUGUACACACACCGGAAAAUAGCAUAUACCCCGAUCAUACUCCAGUCACAAGUGCCCGGAAGCGUGCCAGAACAGAGACUGGUCCAUUAGAACUGAUUCCUACCCAAUUGGGAAACGCACAACAAGCGUAUCAGUUCCACCAUCAGCAGCUCUCCCAGUUGCAACAAGGAGGUCAAUUUUAUCAGGGCACCACCAUUGCCACGGGUACAGAAAUGCCACCCAUUGGACCAGAGCUCCCUGAUAUUGAACUCAAACAAUUAGCAUUCAAAGCGUCACAGAAGCCUUUAACGGACCUUGCACUCAAAAUUAAGGCAAUGGAAAAUGAAGACAUUCAAGUGGAUACCAAGGCCCUUGCAGGAGUUCAUUCUUCAAAUAAGGAGCGUGAACGGCAAAUUUUUGCCAUGGUUUGGCUUUUAGGUGCAUGUGACGCUUCCCCCACUGCAGUGGUCCCCAGAACUAGAAUAUACGCUCGUUACGUACAAAUUUGUGCCGAUUAUUCUCUCAAACCUUUGUCUUCAGCUAGCAUUGGGAAAUUUGUUCGUAUUUUAUUUCCUAACCUCACCACCAGAAGGUUGGGAAUGAGAGGACAAUCCAAAUAUCAUUAUUGUGGCAUAAAAUUGGUUGGCGAAACUGGUAGUGGAAGUUCCGGCAGAGGUGGCACUAGAUCUGGAGGUGGUGCUGGAAGCGCAUCAGGGGCCCCUGGAGGCGGUCAUUCUACUAAUAACUCUGGAUAUUCAUCCGCAGCAUCACCAUCCCCAGCAUCGUCAUAUGGGGCCGAUUCUCCUUCUGUUCAACAACCGAAUACUCCAUUAGGAGGCCGCAGUCCUGGAAUUUCUCGACCAUCAACUCCGGGACCUGGUCCACUUGUUAGUCUUACUGGUGCUGUUGGACACAUUUCUGGAGUUGGCACUGGAGUUGGAAUUGAGGGUACUUUUGGAGGUUACCUCUCUUCAUCCUCAUCAACAACUGGAAAUAACCCUUUGAUUAUUCCCCUUGCAUACACCCCAAAUCUUUUACCAUAUAUAAACUCUUCGCUCUCCACGCAGCUUAAUCUUCCUCCAAUUUAUCCAUAUCUUCCUCCAAAUUCGGACUAUGAUAUUGCAGACACACUUUAUUCACUCUAUCGAGUUCAUUGUACAACCAUCUUUGAUUCACUUAGGUUCAUGCAAACCAAGAAACUUUUCAGUGCAUUUUCAAACUUUACUGCCAUUUUGACUGCACCCAUCUUGAAACUUUAUGUGAGUGCAUUUGUAUUGGAAUGGAUCCAAAAAUGUGAUUCUGUCAUGUAUCGAGGCAUGACGAAAAUGUUAACUAAGUUACAUCUCCAAAGCGUACCCGAGGAUGUCUUACAAAGACUCAAGGAAAUUGCAGCGCAAUAUGUGGAGAACCUUUCUCAAUCACUCCAAAAAGUUCCAAAACAUUUCUUGGCCAUGAAAUUACAAGGUGCUCAACAAUUUGUAAAGGUUCUCAAUCGUCUCAUUCGUGUAGUAGAAACUGGACAAUUUGCCGCCAGAAUACUCAAUAAUUCUGUUGAAAAGCAAGCCAUGUUGAAUGAUUGGAUGAAGUUAGACAUUCGUCAAAUUGUACUCCGAGAAGUCUCAUGUUCUCUUGAGAAUAUCGACAUACUUCUUGAUAUUCUUACAGGUGACUUUCUUAGAUUAUUUGAUCUGUCUGAAGGUAUGAUCCACGCCAAUGCAGCCGCAUUUUUGGCUGACCUUCCUGGAAGAUUUUCACGCAUCAACUCUCGAAUGUUUAUUCUUGUGACCAGUAAUUUCCUUACUACUUGUCUUCGUGAAAUCAGUUUGUCUGGAGGUCAAGGAUUUGGUGCAUGGUGGAUUGUACGCUGUUGGGUGGAUGAAUACCUUAAGUGGUAUUUUGAACUCGGAGGUAUGCUUCAAGAAGAAUUCACCAGAGAUGGGAAAGAUUCAGAAAGAGAAACUGCCAAAACCGAACCAACAGAAGAUGAAAUCCUGAAAUCAAACAUGGUAGAUCUUUUAGAUGGAUUUGAGACGAAGGUUGACUUUGAACAUGGAAACAGUGGUGACCAACUCUUGGAAUUUGACCAUGUGGAGAACAUUCUUGGAAGAAGUGGAAACAUUUUGGGGCUCCAACAAUAA
[Candida] anglica is the source of this 2954-nucleotide messenger RNA. NCBI's taxonomy places the organism in Eukaryota, Fungi, Ascomycota, Pichiomycetes, Serinales, Debaryomycetaceae. The record is from the annotation of a GenBank genome assembly.